Actinia tenebrosa (Australian red waratah sea anemone) is the source of this 1763-nucleotide messenger RNA. RefSeq names its product lipopolysaccharide-induced tumor necrosis factor-alpha factor homolog. Gene Ontology annotation, molecular function: zinc ion binding. Lineage: Eukaryota; Metazoa; Cnidaria; Anthozoa; Actiniaria; Actiniidae. The record is from RefSeq and is a predicted model, not a curated record.
CAAAUUGCACCUGUAGAAAGACAACAGCUUGGGAGAUCGAUCAAGUCUCGAAAGGCUUUCUCGUUUGAGUCGAGAUAUAUAUAUACAAAACUCUGUCAUGACGGACAAGCCUCCUCCAUAUCCUGAUCCACAACAACCUUAUCCACCACAAAUGCCAGGGUAUCCCCAACAACCUGGCUAUCCUCAACAACCAGGCUAUUCUCAACAGCCAGGCUAUUCUCAACAGCCAGGCUAUCCUAGUGGUCAACAAGCUGGCUAUCCUCCUCCUGUUGGGUAUCCAAGUUAUCCUGUAACCAGUACUACUACCGUAGUUCAACAGCCUACUACCGUAGUUAUUGCUCCAACAGCCUUCCAUGAGGUGCCGGUAUCUAUGUGCUGUCCAACCUGUAAGGCGACGAUAGUCACUGCUACGGAGUAUGUCACCGGUACAUUAACUUGGUUGGCUUGUUUUGGACUCUGUAUUAUCGGGUGUGAUGCUGGCUGUUGCUUCAUUCCGUUUUGUCUUGAUUCAAUGAAGGAUGUAGUGCAUACAUGUCCAAACUGUCGCUCUCAAGUUGGUGUUUUCCGUCGCAUGUAGAACAAGAGAAAUGUAAUAUAAAUCUUAAUUAAUUAUAUCAUUUGUAUUUAUUCGUUUUUUAUUUAUAACUUUAUGAGAAAGAAAUAUAUAAUUUUGAGUUAAUUAUUAUAUUAAGCACACAUAAAAUUAUAAGUGAAAUAAUUAGUUCAUAUAUAUAUAUAUUAUAUAUUAUAAAAUAAUAUUUAAAAUAUUUGAGCGCUAAUGGCUACCAUGUUUAUAUCAGAAUGCAGGCAAAGAUAUGCUCGCUCUACAAAAUAUCCCAUAAAAGCAAUAUCAAAUGGCUGCUUUUGUCUCUGUAUUGUUAUAUAAACACUCUGGGAUCGGUCGGAGCUGUAGAAAGCCCAAAAAGCAAGAGAAACACUUGGUUACGCCUUAUGUUCCUAAGCUUGCUUCUCUCCUACUCUACAGCUCCCAGCAUGUUUAUAUCACAGUACAGAGAUAAUCUGCCUGGGAGUGUUUUAUAUUCCUUAACUGUGGACGCACAUACAUGGAUGCAUUGCUUUUAAACAGAAAUAAUAUAUAUCAAUUGUUUAAAAUGAUGAAAUUGUAAAAAAAUUUAUAACUUUGUGGAUCAGUGCAUGCCAUAUUGCUCUGACAGAUUUUUUUUUCAUAAACAUUUGGUUUAAAUCAUCAUAAUUGCCACAAAGUUAAUAUUUUUAUUUUUAUUUCAUUAGAAAUUAUGUGCCUGGUUGCUGUAACAUAAGCUUGAUUGUCAUUAAUUACUAUAUACACCUAAUUGAAAAAACGUAGCAAUUAUGCAUAAAAUGUGCACUGGAAGGGAAAACUGCAAUACACAUGAAAUUAGCAUAAUUGUUUGUCUUCCCAUGCUCCCCUUCAGUCUUAGCUUUGAUGAUAUAACAUUUUUUGAACCCAACAACGUUUUUUCAAUUAGGUGUAUGCCAACCAGAGAUCAAUUAGCUGAUAAAACAAUUUAAGCAAUUUGACAACAAACUGUAAUGGUUUGCAAAUUAACAUCACAAUCAUAUGAAUAUAUAAUGUUUGUAAACAAAUUUUUAACAGACCGCAAAGUGCAAAAUAGUAAAUUUAGUACUGUUUCACAGAUUAUUUUAAGCACUGUAUUACUACAUCCAUUAACAGGUGUAACCUGUUUUGAGAGUAUUAUAAAAGAAGCCUGUAUAGAUACCACUUAAAAAUAUAGCAUUGGAAAAUAAAUAAUAUAACAAAU